This is a messenger RNA of Pipistrellus kuhlii (Kuhl's pipistrelle), 452 nucleotides long. Its product is annotated as 60S ribosomal protein L27a-like. Gene Ontology annotation, cellular component: cytosolic large ribosomal subunit. Bases 8 to 418 code for a protein of 136 amino acids. The record is from RefSeq and is a predicted model, not a curated record. Gene Ontology annotation, molecular function: structural constituent of ribosome. Lineage: Eukaryota; Metazoa; Chordata; Mammalia; Chiroptera; Vespertilionidae. The transcript has a single exon.
CACCAACAUGCCAUCCAGACUGAGGAAGACCCCAACACUUUGGGGCCACGUGAGCCAUAGCCAUGGCCAUGGCCGCAUCGCAAACACAGGAAGGGUGUGUGUGUGUGGUAAUGCUGGUGCCUUGCGUCAUCACAGGAUCACCUUUGACAAAUGUCUCCCAGGUGACUUUGGGAAAGUCGGGGUGAGGCAUUACCACCUAAAGGAGAACCAGAGCUCCUGCCCAGCUGUCAACCUGGAUAAACUGUGGGCCCUGGUCAGCGAGCAGACACGGGUAAAGGCUGUCAAAAGCAAGACUGGAGCUGCUCCUGUCGCUGAUGUGGUGCGGUCGGGCUACUACAACGUUCUGGGGAAGGGAAAGCUCCCUCAGCCUGUCAUUGUGAAGGCAAGGGCUCCAGCAGAAGAGCCGAGGAGAGGAUGAAGGGUGCUGGUGGGGCCUGUGUCUGGUAGCUUGA